Molecule: messenger RNA, 2151 nt
Organism: Miscanthus lutarioriparius
Lineage: Eukaryota; Viridiplantae; Streptophyta; Magnoliopsida; Poales; Poaceae
Source: the annotation of a GenBank genome assembly
AUGACCGCGUUUUUCUCUUCACCCUUUCCUGCCGCCGGCCGGGUCUACUCGUCUCAUCCAUCCCGUCUUGUAGCUGCAGGCCCUCAAAAUCCUCCAACCAAUCCCACCAGCUGCUCAUCUCGAAUCCACCCCGAAACCUUCCACCACCCGCACCGUCCACCCAGUUCGUGCGCGAUCAGCUGCUGCCCGGCGCUCAGGGAUCGGGAAAAGGAGGCUCUUUGGUGGUUCUUGCGGGUGAAUGUCGCGGCGAUUCGCUCAGAUUUGGUGAGGAUUCGGGUUCUUGCGGGGUCAAAGUGGGUUCUUCGGGCGAAUUUCUUCGCGGGAUCGGUGGAAAGGUGGGAUCCUGGCACUGAUUUGGCGGGUUUCGCGCUGCAGGAUUUAGGGUCGCCGGGAGAGAUGUCGGCGGCUGUGGCGUGCGCGGAGAGGGCGACUAACGACAUGCUGAUCGGCCCGGACUGGGCGGUCAACAUCGAGCUCUGCGACAUCAUCAACAUGGAUCCCGGACAAGCAAAGGAUACACUCAAGCUCCUAAAGAAACGUCUUGGAAGCAAGAAUUCAAAAGUGCAAAUUCUAACACUUUAUGUGCUAGAGACUCUAAGCAAAAAUUGUGGGGAUAUUGUUCAUCAACAGAUUGUUGAGCGCGACAUAUUGAGUGAAAUGGUUAAGAUAGUAAAGAAAAAGCCAGACUUAAACGUCCGAGAGAAGAUAUUGAGUUUGAUUGACACAUGGCAAGUGGCUUUUGGAGGUCCAUCCGGAAAAUAUCGACAGUAUCAUGCGGCUUACCAAGAACUCAGGGCUGCUGGUGUUGAUUUUCCACCUCGUGAGGAAAAUUCAGUCCCGUUGUUUACACCACCUCAAACUCAACCGUUAAGACAUCCACAUCUGUAUCCACCUCCAGGUCAAAGCUAUGACGAUGCUGCCAUACAAGCUUCUCUUCAAUCUGCUCCUCCUGCACCUGCCCUCAGUCUGAGCGAGAUUCAAAGUGCUCGAGGGAUUGUGGAUGUGUUAGAUGAAAUGUUAAAUGCUCUGGACCACCGGCAUCCUGAGGGUGUAAGGGAGGAGGUCAUUGUUGACCUUGUUGGCCAAUGCCGAUCAUAUCAAUCUCGUGUCAUGGAUCUUGUUAACAGUACUGGCGACGAGAGCCUUUUAUUUCAAGCUCUAGGACUAAAUGAUGAGUUACAGCGUGUUGUUCAGCGUCAUGAUGACAUAGCAAAGGGGAUCCCUCCUGGUACUGGAGCACCUGUACCUUCUUCUGGAAAUGUCAACCAAGGGACUACCCCACCUAGGUCCACUAGGGUUUCAUUUUCCCCACUUCUAAAUGUACACGAGGACGAUGAACCGGAAGACGAGUUCUCUGUGCUUUCCCGCAGGUCUGCAAGGGAUGGCGCAGUAGCACAGAAUAAUCUGCCUUCUGCUCCAAGAAAUGAAAGGCCGUACCCAAGCCCACUUCUCCCUCCACCACCAGCAUCUAAGAGGCCUGUUUACACUGAGGCAAGCAGUAUUGACUAUCUUAGUGGUGACUCAUACAAGUCAGAAAAGGUUUCAGAUGAUUUCAUCAACCCAACUGCUCCAGCUAACAUAUCUACAUCAUCUGAUUCAAAGCCAGAAGUGUAUCCACCACCAAGUUAUGGUAGCAGGCCAGACAGUGUGUCUGACGACUUUAUAAACCCAACUGCACCUAGCUUCUCUGCGCCUUCUCGUCCUACAAAUGAGGAGCCAACCCAUUCGUCUGUGAAGCGGCAGGAGAGUCUACCUGACGAUGACUUCAUUAACCCAACUGCUCUUCCUGGUUUUUCAUCGUCUUCGGCUACUAAGGAGUCUAGUGAAGAUCUUCCAAAGGCUCCAUGGGAAGCGCAGGAUGCUGCAGGUUCCCUGCCGCCACCUCCGACGAGAUAUGGCCAGAGACGGCAGUACUUUGAGCAAAACGUGUAUUCUGGUGGGAACAACGGAGGCGGCUACGAUGGACUUUUGACACAGACUGAAAGCCUCUCCCUGAACCCACGGAACAGUGAGAAUGACAAGAGUGCAUCACGGUCGACAGCAUCCCGCCAGGCUCAACCCGAGGACUCCCUUUUCAAGGACCUGGUCGACUUUGCAAAGACGAAGCCUUCAUCUCCGUCAAAACCACCCAACAGCCGCAGGACCCGCUGA